CGUCCUGCACGUCCUAGGGAAGCCGUGCCACGCAGACGAAUACACGAGCGGCGGCAAGAUGCCUCCCCACCCAGCACCUUGCCUCCUUCCCUCACAGAUCGCAUUCCACUUGAAGUCUUCGAACUCAUCAUCGACAAGAUGGAUAGACUCACAUUGAUCAACACGGCGCUGGUCUGUGCUAGGUGGUACCCUCGCGCUAUGCGCAACCUUUACUACACUGUCUUGCUCCUUGACCGUACGAGUUUCGACCUUCUAGCGAGACAGUCCCGCAGAUCUUCACGCGUCAAGAAAUGGCUUGCGACCACGCAUGAACUGGUCGCCGUAGACACCUACUCGCCCUUCCAUGAUCGAUCCCAGGACAAACGGAGAUAUCUCCAUGCGCUUCCGCUCGCCCUCGGCCGUGCAAUGUCUGGUGUGCAAGUGCUGGAAGUGGGCGGGUUCCACCCAUUCAUGCGCCCCGACUCUUUGCGAUCCCUGGAACAGUUCAACUCCGUCAGGUCGCUGGAUUUAACUGACUGCGCGCUGAGCAACCUGUCGCAGCUACGGCGAAUCAUAUCUUCCUUUCCGCAGCUUACAGACCUUGCGCUGCGCCAGAGGAUCAUCAGCCCGCGGCACCCUGACAGCCCUCAGGUGGCCGGCACACAACUGGAAUAUCAUUCGCAGUCCGACAUACGGAUCCUGUGUCUUGUGAUUCACGUGGACAGGUAUCAUGAGGAGUCGUACGAAGCCAUCAUCAACUGGCUGGUGUUUUCCGGAAUCUGCACCUCCUUGAACGAUUUGACCAUCUCCUGGAUUGACAAAUCGUCGCUAUGUGUCGCGUCGGUUGACGGGCUGCUCAAUGCAGCUGGUCCAUCUCUGCGUCGAUACUCGGAGUCUGCUUCGGACUCAGGUCAGGACUAUAUUCGUGCCAUCUGAUGUUGACGUCGUUAACACCCAUUUAGAUCGCCAUACCAGCCUCAUACACAACACCGUCCUGCGUUCCUUCGACUUCACGCUUCUCACCCUCUUGAGGUACAGCGACCGCUCAUUCCAUAACCUGGCCAAAGCGGCGGAUGAGCUCCAUGGUGUCCUCUCCACAGUCCACAAGCUCGCGCACCUCGAGAUUAGGUGCUGGAUCAGGCCCGAAGACCACGACCCGAGCGAUGAUGAGGAUCCACAACCUCGCUACUCGAACGGGCUUGAGCUCUACCUGCAGAGCCUGCACGAGCUCAUGAGCCAACAGCACUUCAGCGCGCUGG
Molecule: messenger RNA, 1238 nt
Organism: Fomitopsis serialis
Lineage: Eukaryota; Fungi; Basidiomycota; Agaricomycetes; Polyporales; Fomitopsidaceae
Exons: 1
Coding region: 139-915 (258 amino acids)
Source: RefSeq, a predicted model, not a curated record